GGCCGGCCCCGGGCGUCCCGGGCCGUGAGCCGGGGGUCUGCGCCUCGCUGUUCCUGCCGCGGCUCUUUCUCGGGGCUGUCCCCUGGGCUUGUCCACCGCGCCCGCCCCGCAGAUCUGCCCGCACUCCGCGCCUGGCCGCCCCGCCAUGGGCCUGGAGCUCUACCUGGACCUGCUGUCGCAGCCCUGCCGCGCCGUCUACAUCUUCGCCAAGAAGAACGGCAUCCCCUUCGAGCUGCGCGCCGUGGAUCUGCUCAAAGGUCAGCACCACAGCGAUGCCUUUGCCCAGGUGAACCCCCUAAAGAAGGUGCCAGCCUUGAAGGAUGGGGACUUCACCUUGGCUGAGAGCGUGGCCAUCUUGCUGUAUCUGAGCCGCAAGUACAAAGCCCCUGACCACUGGUACCCCCAGGACCUGCAGGCCCGCGCCCGCGUGGAUGAGUACCUGGCAUGGCAGCACACGACCCUGCGGAGUAGCUGCUCCCGGGCCAUGUGGCAGAAGAUGAUGUUCCCUGUGUUCCUGCGUGAGCCAGUGCCCCCUGAGACAUUGGCGGCCACUUUGGCUGAGCUGGACAGGUGCCUGCAGCUGCUUGAGGACAAGUUCCUGCAGGACCAGGCCUUCCUCACUGGGUCCCGUAUCUCCCUGGCUGACUUGGUGGCCAUGGCAGAGCUGAUGCAUCCCCUCCGCCUGGCUGUCUCUCCCCGUAGCCUGUUGGCGCUGGCUGCCGAGUCUUCGAAAGCCGACCCAAGCUGGCCACGUGGCGCCAGCGCGUGGAGGCUGCGGUGGGGGAGGAUCUGUUCCGGGAGGCCAAUGCAGACAUCCUGAAGCUCAAGGACCUGCCUCCGGCAGACCCUGUCACAAGGGAGAAGCUGAGGCUCUCAAUGCAGGCUUUGUUGCAGUGAGCGGGUGGCCUGUGCUGGCAGAAUACUGAGAUGGAGCUGCCUGUCUCCUUGGCUGUCAGGACUUCCCGUCUGAGUGGGCUCUGGUCCCUAGUACCCUCCAGGCAUCGUGCCUGUGUGUGUUCCCUUUGUCUCCCCACCCUACUUUUUCCCUUCUGUUCCAGCUUCCGUGUCACCUCCGGAACCUGCUUUAGUAAACACUUAGUGGACCUUG
Messenger RNA from Lemur catta (Ring-tailed lemur), 1108 nucleotides. Its product is annotated as glutathione S-transferase theta-3-like. The record is from RefSeq and is a predicted model, not a curated record. Bases 146 to 820 code for a protein of 224 amino acids. NCBI's taxonomy places the organism in Eukaryota, Metazoa, Chordata, Mammalia, Primates, Lemuridae. The transcript has 5 exons. Gene Ontology annotation, biological process: glutathione metabolic process. Gene Ontology annotation, molecular function: glutathione transferase activity. Gene Ontology annotation, cellular component: cytoplasm.